CCCCCCCCUCUCCCUCCUCCCCCCCCUCCUCUCCCUCCCUCCCCUCCUCCUCCUCUCUCCCCUCUCCCUCCUCCCUCCUCUCCCCCUCCCCUCUCCUCCCCCCCUCCUCCCUCCUCUCUCCCUCCCCCUCCUCCCCCUCCUCCCCCUCCUCCCUCCUCCCCUCUCCCUCCCCCUCUCCCUCCUCCCCCUCCCUCCUCUCUCCUCCCCCUUCCCCCCCUCCCUCCUCCUCCCUCUCCCCUCCCCCCUCCUCCUCCCCCUCCUCUCCCCCCUCCCUCCCCCCCCCCUCCUCCCCUCCCUCUCCCCCCCCCUCCUCUCCCUCCUCCCUCCCCUCUCUCCCCCCCUCUCCCCCUCCCUCUCUCCUCUCCUCCCCCUCCUCCUCCCCUCCCUCCCCCUCCUCUCCCUCCCCUCCCUCCUCCCUCCCCCCCCCCUCCUCCCUCCCCUCCUCCCCCUCCUCCCUCCCCCCCCUCCUCUCCUCCCCUCUCCCUCCUCUCCCUCUCCCCCCUCCUCCCCCCUCCUCCCUCCCCUCCCCCUCCCCCUCCUCCCUUCUCUCCCCUCCCCCCUCCUCCCCUCCUCCCUCCUCCCCUCCCUCUCCCUCCUCCCCUCCCUCCCCCCUCCCUCCUCCCUCCUCCCCCCUCCCUCUCCCUCCCCUCUCCUCCCUCUCCCCCCUCCCCCUCUCCCCCUCCUCUCCCUUCUCCCCUCCCUCCCCCCUCCCUCCCUCUCCCCCUCCUCCCCUCCUCUCCUCCCCUCCUCUUCCCUCCCCCUCCUCCCCUCUCCUCCCCCUCCCCUCUCCUCCCCCUCUCCCUCCUCCUCUCCCCUCCCCCUCCCCCUCCUCUCCCUCCUCCCUCUCCCCUCCCUCCCCUCCCUCCUCUCCCCUCCCCCCCUCCUCCCCCCUCCCUCUCCCCUCCCCCCCCCCCUCCUCCCCCUUCUCCCCCCCCUCCUCCCUCCCCCUCUCCCCCCCCUCCCUCUCCUCCCCUCUCCUCCCCCCCCUCUCCUCCUCCCCUCCCCCCCUCCCUCUCCCCUCCUCCUCCUCCUCCUCCCCCUCCUCUCCUCCUCCCUCCCUCUCCUCCCCCUCUCCCCCUCCCCUUCUCCCUCCUCCCCCCUCCCUCUCCUCCCCCCCCUCCCUCCCCCCCUCCCCCCUCUCUCCCUCUCCCCUCCCCUCCUCCCUCUCCUCUCCCCCCUCCUCCCUCUCCUCCUCCCUCCCCCUCUCCCCUCCUCCCCUCCCCCCCUCCCCCUCCUCCCCCCCCCCCUCUCCCUCCCUCUCCUCCCCCUCCUCCCCCUCCCCCCCCUCCUCCUCCCCCUCCUCCCCCUCCUCCCCUCCCCCCUCCCCCUCCUCCCCUCCCCCCUCCUUCC
This is a messenger RNA of Saimiri boliviensis boliviensis (Bolivian squirrel monkey), 1350 nucleotides long. The record is from RefSeq and is a predicted model, not a curated record. Lineage: Eukaryota; Metazoa; Chordata; Mammalia; Primates; Cebidae.